AUGGAUACUGAAACACCAAAACCAAAGAAGACAAAACGCUUUGCGGGGUUUUCUCGUGAGUCAAAAGAAAAACUGAAGGAAGGGUCGAUGUCUCCUAUAUCACAACCAGUUUCACCUCGCUCAGUAAAAAGUUCAUGCUCUGAAGAACUCCCUGAACUUCGAGACCCAACCAUUUCAACAAAGACCUUUCGUGGCGUUCCAAAUUUAGUCCACAAUUCCCUCAAAUUUUUGAAAGAGUUUUUCUCUGACACUGGACGGCUCAAAUACGGCUUUUACAAAGACACACCAACUUUUAACGAUUUUCUUAAUUUUGUCGACUACGAUACAAGGGAGUUACUUAAAGACUUAACUUCCUCGGAUGCAUUGGCUUAUAA
Molecule: messenger RNA, 374 nt
Organism: Entamoeba invadens IP1
Lineage: Eukaryota; Evosea; Mastigamoebida; Endamoebidae
Exons: 2
Source: RefSeq, a predicted model, not a curated record